This is a messenger RNA of Eruca vesicaria subsp. sativa (arugula), 966 nucleotides long. The record is from the annotation of a GenBank genome assembly. NCBI's taxonomy places the organism in Eukaryota, Viridiplantae, Streptophyta, Magnoliopsida, Brassicales, Brassicaceae.
AUGUCGAAGUCAGGGGAAGAUGAUUUAGCUGGUAGUAGUACGCAAUCAUCUGUGGUUGACAAAAUCCUAGAAUUUCGUGGAGAAGACGAAGUCUGUGUUUAUGGUGAAAGAAAAGAGAAAGAGAUGAAGAAGAGACCCGCCUGGGAAUAUCUGCAAAGAAAGACGAAGACUUUGCAAACUGGUAUUCUCAGGUCUGUAGAUUCGGGCCACAUUGAAGGGUUUAAGCCAGAGGUUGCUUGGGUUACAAGAGCUGGCGAACAUGAUCUCCCAACACCAUAUGCUCUACGUCCAACUAGUGAGACCAUCAUCUACCCUUACUUCAAAAACAAGAUUAGGACACACCGUGAUCUCCCAAUGAAGGUUAAUCAAUGGGUCAACGUCGUUAGAUGGGAGGUUAGCGACCCUAUACCACUGAUACGAGGUCGUGAGUUCGAUUGGCAGGAAGGUCACAGUGCCUUUGCUACCAAGAAAGAGGCUGAUGAAGAGGUUCUUGAUGUUUUAAACAUCUACUCUCGUCUCUAUGAAGAGCUUCUCGCGGUUCCUGUAAUAAAAGGUCAGAAGAGCGAGAAGGAGAAGUUUGCUGGUGCGGUUUACACCACAAGCGUUGAAGCUUUUAUACCAAAAACCGGUUGUGGUGUACAAGCUGCGACGUCAAAUUGUUUAGGACAAAACUUUGCAAAAAUGUUUGAAAUCACCUUUGAAGAUAAAGAAGUAAUAAAAGUAAAAAAUGAAAAGCCAAAGGUGUGGCAGAACUCGUGGGGUUUGAGUACGAGGUCAAUAGGAGUGAUGGCUAUGACACAUGGAGAUGACAAGGGCUUGGUGUUACCUCCAAAAGUGGCACGUUAUCAAGUCGUUGUGAUCCCUGUUUCUUUCAAAGGUGCUGAUACCAAAAGGAUUGUUCAAGAGUGUCAAGCUGUUAAAACCAUCUUGCAAGGUGUUGGAGUCCGUGCGUGCUAUAGUAGAUGA